Messenger RNA from Ichthyophthirius multifiliis, 1725 nucleotides. Its product is annotated as protein kinase domain protein. The record is from RefSeq and is a predicted model, not a curated record. Gene Ontology annotation, molecular function: protein serine/threonine kinase activity; ATP binding; protein binding. The transcript has 6 exons. Gene Ontology annotation, biological process: protein phosphorylation. Lineage: Eukaryota; Ciliophora; Oligohymenophorea; Hymenostomatida.
AUGUCUUAAAACAUAAUAAGUUAUAAAUAAAAGCCUUUUUAAUAAUAAUAAUAAGCACAAGAGAAAUUCGAGUAUUUUUUUUAUUAAAAAAAAAAAUAUUAAUUUUUUAUAAAAAAAAAAAGAGUUGAAUUAAAAUGUGUUACUUGGUCAAAAGAUUCUCAUGGAUUAUUUGACUAUGAAAGUAAAAGUGUGGAUAUAACUAAAUAUAGAUUAGAUACUACAUGUUCUAUAAUGCGUUUAACAAAAGACAUAUUUUGUGAUCCUUCCAAAUAUAAUUAUAUUAUAAAUUUCUAAAAACGAGAAAUUCGUACAUGUAGAAUAUGUUUAUCAGAAGAAGAAUAAUCUGAAGAAAACCCAUUUAUAAAUCCCUGUAGUUGUAAAGGAUCAUGUGAAUAUAUGCAUGUUUCAUGUAUUAAAUUAUGGAUAGAGAGUAAAGUCCAUAAAAAAGUUUUACCUAAUAUAACAUCAUAUAAAUGGAAAAAUUUAGAAUGUGAAGUUUGCAAAUUACCUUUACCGAAAUCUGUAUAUAUAAAUAAUAUAAAUAUGAAUCUUAUAGAUAUUGAAAGACCAGAAUAAAGUGAUUAACCUUAUUUAAUAAUGGAAUCUAUUUCUAGAGAAAAGCGUGUUUCUAAAGGAUUACAUAUUCUUCGUAAAACUCCUGAUGAUGAUUCUGUGAAAUUAUCUAAGAAUCUUACCGAAGCUCAAAAAUAAUACGAAGAACACUAAAAACAGUUAAAAAAUACACCAUAUCCACAACCUUUAUACGAUAUAAUAAAUGAUUUAGAUUACAAAGGUUGGAAUACCUUACAUUAUUGUAUUUAUUUCCAAAACGAAGAAAUACUUGAAUUUGUUUUACAAAAAUACUAACCGAAUAUCAAUAAUCCUACAGCGAAUGGUUGGCUACCUCUACAUUUAGCAAUUUUUACUUAAAAUUUGGAAAUCAUAAAAACAUUAACAGAAAAUAACGAUAUAUAAAUAAAUAAAUAAACAGAAAUUGGAUCUCCUUUACAUUUAGCUUGCGCUAAAGGCUAUUUAGAUAUAGUUAAAAUUUUAGUAUAAAAGGGGGCAGAUAUAAAGGAUCUUAAACCAUAAAAUAUACUCAUUUUUGGGGAUGGGCAUAUAAAACUUGCAGACUUCGGACUCUCAAAAAUGAAUGUAAAAGAAAGUUAAUCGGCUUUAACUUUAUGUGGGUCUCCUGCUUAUAUUGCUCCUGAACUAGUUUUGGGUAAAGGGGCUUUUAGGGCAUCUGAUGUAUAUGGUAUAGGGUGCGUUUUGUAUGAAAUGCUGUGUGGGAAGCCGCAUAUAUUUAACGAAAAUGGAAAUUUGUAUGAUAUAUAUGAACAGAUAUUGUAUAAACAAUUCACUUUACCGGAAUUUUUGAGUGAGGAAAUAAAAGAGGUAUUAUAAGGUUGUUUAGAAAAAGAUUAUAAAAAACGAAUUUGUAUUUAAAGCCUUAAAAAAAUGAAAGCUUUUGAAGAUUUAGACUGGGAAAAAGUUUUUUAGAAAAAAUAUUAACCGCCUUUAUUUGUUUUUGAAAACGGAUUUUUAGUUAAAAAAAAAAAAAUUAAUGAAGAUUUAGAUUGCGAUUUUUAAAAUUUUUAAAUUAAUAAUGUUGAAAACUGGAGUUUUUUAUGAGAAGGAAAAAAAAAAAAAAAAAUAUUUUUAAAUAAAUAUAUAUAUAUAAAUUAAUAUAUUUAUAUAUAAUAUAAUUAUCUAAAUUAAAUU